GUGAUCAACACGCUGAGAUGGAACGAACCUGUCUUCAACUCUUGCUGUUGAGUACACUGGUAUACUGUAGCCUCGGACAAGGUGGAGCCUCUCUGAGCAUCCAUCCUGACAGAUCUCAGUUCUCUGAAUAUGAGUCUGUCUCUCUGAGCUGUGAGGUUCAGGGGAACUCUGCUGGAUGGAGAGUGGUGAGGAACACAGAGAGAGGAAUCCUUUCAGAGUGUAAUACUGACUGGGGAAAACAACAAGGGUCUUCAUGCAUAGUGUCACUAAUACUAUCAGACAGUGGAAUGUACUGGUGUGAGUCUGGGUCUGGAGAACACAGCAAUGCUGUCAACAUCACAGUACAUGAUCGCUCUCCUCCAGCCUCUCUGAGUGUCAGUCCUGACAGAUGUCAGUUCUCUGAAUAUGAGUCUGUCUCUCUGAGCUGUGAGGUUCAGGGGAACUCUGCUGAAUGGAGAGUGGUGAGGAACACAUCGAGAGGAAUCCUUUCAGAGUGUAAUACUGACUGGGGAAAACAACAAGGGUCUUCAUGCAACGUGUCACUAAUACCAUCUGACAGUGGGGUGUACUGGUGUCUGUCUGGGUCUGGAGAACACAGCAAUGCUGUCCACAUCACAGUACCUGUUGGUGCUGUGAUCCUGGAGAGCCCUGCCCUUCCUGUGACUGAAGGAGAUUCUGUGACUCUGCGCUGCAGAUAUCAGGGUACUCCCUCUGACCUCACAGCUGAUUUCUACAAAGAUGGAUCCCUCAUCAGGACUGAGACUACAGGAGAGAUGACCAUCCCUGCAGUAUCCAAGUCAGAUGAAGGACUCUACAAGUGUACCAACUCUGUAGGAGAAUCACCAGAGAGCUGGAUGACAGUGACAGAUCUCUCUCUCUCAGAUCUCUCUCUUCUAGCCUCUCUGAUUGUCAGUCCUGACAGAUCUCAGUUCUUUGAAUAUGAGUCUGUCUCUCUGAGCUGUGAGGUUCAGGGGAACUCUGCUGGAUGGAGAGUGGUGAGGAACUCCGAGAGAAGAAACCUUUCAGAGUGUAAUACUGACUGGGGAAAACAACAAGGGUCUUCAUGCAUCGUGUCACUCAUAACAUCAGACAGUGGAGUGUACUGGUGUGAGUCUGGGUCUGGAGAACACAGCAAUGCUGUCAACAUCACAGUACAUGAUGCAGGUCCAACUCCCAUUCCAUCUCCAGCAGUCCCAGUGUUGUCCAUGUCUCUACCCAGGCUGCUGUGUAGUCUACUGGUGGGGUCUCCCUACCUGCUGGUGACCAUCAUACUGCUGGUGAAAUGCUGCAGGAGCAGGACUCAAGGUGAAACCAGGAUACCCAGGAAGACCCACCAAGACCAAUUAGGUGAUCAUGUUGAAGAAGAGUGAGGCUGAGAUCACCUGAUCACCAUAACAACCAUCAGAAUGGAACUCAUGGAAAUCUAAUGUAGAACUGUGAGUCACAAUGCUGUAUGUUGUUACAUUGUAGCUUCACCCACUAGAACAAUAGUGGCAUUUGAUCAAAUGUGAUCUAUUAACUGAUACAUGUAUUAUUCUGAUUGGAAUGUGUUGUAAUAUAAUGUGUUGUAUUAUUCAUUCAGCAGCUGUCCUUUAACAUCAGUCAUAUACUGGUCAUAUACUGUAUAGGAUCAUGGUUUUGAUACAUUGUAAAUGCCUUCACUUUUCAACUGAUAGGUGUUGUGGUUCUGGCAUUAUUGUUACAGGUUCAGUAUAAUGUUAUACCGUUACAUGUUACAGAGAUCGAAAACAUACAGGAGAGGAGAAUUCAAUUAUUAUAAUUAUUUACUUUAAUUUCCCAUUUUGUUCUCUAUAGUAGUUUAUCAUUAUUUGAUUUAAACAUGAAACUAAUGUAGGCCUAUUGAUUAUAUUGUGGAUAUUUUGUGCAAAACCAUUUUGUCUGUCAAUUAAUCAUCUAGCUAAGAUAUUGCUUUUGUCUUUGUAGCAUAUAGAAUGA
Molecule: messenger RNA, 1956 nt
Organism: Oncorhynchus tshawytscha (Chinook salmon)
Lineage: Eukaryota; Metazoa; Chordata; Actinopteri; Salmoniformes; Salmonidae
Product: Fc receptor-like protein 5
Exons: 9
Coding region: 18-1370 (450 amino acids)
Biological process (GO): cell surface receptor signaling pathway
Molecular function (GO): transmembrane signaling receptor activity
Source: RefSeq, a predicted model, not a curated record